Molecule: messenger RNA, 2815 nt
Organism: Bombyx mori (domestic silkworm)
Lineage: Eukaryota; Metazoa; Arthropoda; Insecta; Lepidoptera; Bombycidae
Exons: 2
Coding region: 1643-2566 (307 amino acids)
Molecular function (GO): nucleic acid binding; zinc ion binding
Source: RefSeq, a predicted model, not a curated record
AUGAGAAAGAAGCAGAGAAACAAAAUCACAAAUCCAAAUGGCACUCAUAGAUCGAGAAACAGAACUAAAAUUAGCGGAACUUGAGGAAGAGACCGACCUGAUAGAAUACAGUUCACAAACCGGAGAAGAUGUUCAAAUGUCUCAUCAUCAAGCAGAAAAAUGGGUCGAGAAACAUCAGACUACGUUCGAGGAAGUACCACAGAUGGAUCAGCUCAACUACAGUUGCUACCACGGCAAUGGUUCCGUGUGUGUGACUGCUACUAGCUCCUGAUUAUCUUCAACCACGUCUUCGUUCAGCACAUCUUGAGGCCACAAAGACAUGUCAUCGAAUAAAAAGGUUGGUCUUGAAAAGCACUCGCCGUUGAAGACAGAAUAAUCAUAAAACUCUCGAGUGCCUAAGUCAGCGACAUUCAGUUUUGUAGGAACAUACUUCCAUUCAGGUAUACGCGUCAAGUCGUCUAUCUCGCCUAAGCGAUUAGCUUCAAACGUUUUAUACUUGCGCGUAUUGUUCCGAAUCCAGUGAAUAACUGUAGUUGAAUCACACCAAAAAUAUCUUGCAAUCGGCGUCAAUCUAUGUUCUUUAUGUAUGUUAUCUGCCAAUUUUGCUGCCAAACGAGCUGCUUCAAGUUCAGCCUUCGGGACAGUUAUUGGUUUAAUAGGUAAGAUACGACAUUUGCUCGCUAUAAAUGAAACGUAUAAAAUACCGUUGUUAUUCCAGCGCCAAUAUGCGACCGCACACAUUGCUUUACUUGAAGCAUCGCAAAACACGUGCAAUUUAAGUUUUCGUAGCCGAUAGUAAUAUAAUAUAUUUGUGGGAAUGAUGUUUUCUUGAACGCAUGAUAUGAUGGAUGCAAGUCGAUGUCUGUCAACGCAGCGAUACAUAGAGAAAGGAAGGGGAUGACGUGUGAGAUGACAGAUGAACGACGACGAACGAGGCACGAAGAACACGAAACGAUUAACGAUUAUUAUUUUAAUUAAUAGUAUUUUAAUAAAACCUGAAAGUAAACGCGAAUCUUUUGUUUGUCCAAAGCUUGCAUCCCCACAGUUUGGGGGCUCGUCCGGGAUCGGCCAAAAGAAAAGGCAAGUAAUAAUAAUUGUUUCGACGCCAUUACAAGAAACAAACAACGCGUCAAUUGUACGAAUAUAGGUUUAAUUUUCGUUUUAAUUUUAUUUUCGGUAGGCAGCGGCUUGGCUCUGCCCUUGGCAUUGCUGAAGUGCAUGGGCGACGGUAACCACUCACCAUCAGGUGGGCCGUAUGCUCGUCUGCCUACAAAGGCAAUAAAAAAAUUUAAAAAAUAUACACACGACAUAUUUAAUUUGAUACACGAGGAUGGCAAGAUGACGAACAAAAGCCAGUCCUUCGAUGACGACGACAGUAUGUUCGAUCGACCAACGCGUGGUGGAAUGUUUCAUUUAAUGGAGAACAUCAUCAGUUAGUUUGACGGCAAAGACAAAACUUAUGCUGUCACAAAGUGGAUACAAGACAUAGAGGAAAAUGGUGACAUUUUCGAGUGGACACCAAAGCAACGGUUACUAGUGGCUCGACGGUCAUUAACUGGCACGGCAGCUUAAUGGUUAAAUUCUGAAGAAACAUUUCCAUGCUGGGACACUAAAGCUAGCCAUCACCAAGACUAUUCACGAAAUGAUGAGUUCUAAAAAGAAAAAGUCAAAUGAAUCAUGCAUUGACUACAUGUUUGCCAUGAAAGAGCUGGGACGCCGAGGCAAAAUGGUAGACUACGUUGCUACAAAAUAUAUUGUAGAUGGUAUACAAGAUCAGGAAAUAAAUAAAAUAAUGCUAUAUGGAGUCACGACGUACACGGAAUUAAAGGAGAAAUUAAAAAUAUACGAGAUUUUAAAAGAAAAAAUGAAGAAAAUUACUAAUACAAGAGAAUGGUCAUCAAAAUCUCGAUGCUAUAGCUGUGGAGAGAAGAGUCAUAAAAGUGAAGAUUGCAACGUGUUCGGCCAUAUUUCUUCACAAUGUCCGGCAAAGGCAGGAGCGUCAUCGACUACAGCUAGCAGCGCGAGAACAGAGCAGCAACCGAAACGCACGUAUAUCGCUACGAAGCAGGAGGGCGGGCUCCAACCAGGUGGACUGACGACUUAUUGCGCACGGCGGGAAGUCGUUGGAUGCGGAAGACGGAGAACCGCAUUAUGUGGAAGGCCUAUGUCCAGCAGUGGGCAGAUAAAGGCUGAUGAUGAUGAUGAUGUUGACAUUGUAGGUCAUGUUAUGAAUGAAAAUGUGAGGAAUGAAGUGACUAGGUUAGUAGAUGAAUAUCGCCCAUGUCAACCUAAAGAGGCUCCCAUUGAGUUGAAAAUCACACUUAAAGACGACAUCUCAGUGGCUCAGCGACCACGAUGCAUCUCACCAAAAGAACAGGAUGAGGUGGAUAAACAGGUUAAGGAGUGGCUGGAACAAGGAGUUAUUUGGGAUUCAGACUCCUCUGCAACCAGUGAGGGUGGUAGUGCUAAUAAAACUACAAUAGAUCUGGAAACCCUGCAAUAUUUAAAGGAUGAGAGCAUGAGGACGAGCAAGUCUGGAGAUGUAAAAAUGCUUAUCCUACUAUAAAAAAAAAUUUUUCUUACCAAGUUCAGCACGAGUAGAAAGACUUUUUUCGUAUGGUGGGAUGAUAAUGAGACCUCACAGAAGAAAAAUGAGUGAUGAUGUAUUCGAACAACUGGUAUUGUUAAAAAGCGUUUAUUUUUAUCACUUUUUAACAAUACCAGUUCAGUUCCAGCUCGGCAUUGUGUGUCUACUGCUCAUGUAUGAUAAAUAAAUAUGUACCUAUAAUAAAUAAAAAUAUCUGUGAUUUGCUCA